AUCAACGCGGCGUUCAUUUCGGACAAGGCAAUUAAAAUUUUUUUUUUUUAACUUAUUAUUUUGCAAGCAAUAAUUCUACAAUCGUUUGUUCGCGACAAUAAAUCAAUAGAAUAAUACUAUUUUCCUUGUUAUUUUUGCCGUUUCAUUUCAGUCAUGGUCUGAGAGUUCCUUCGUUAAGCGACGCCAUCAGGUACAAUACUGUUAUCGUGAACGUAAACAGUAUUAUUAGCCAACUAGAAUUAUUGUAUUAAUAUUGAAAUGCUCAGAUAUAGAGGAAAGAAAAUCACCUUGAAUAAUAUCGUAAAAGAAUUAGAUACGUUUCCUAAAGUUCAAGAUGAAAUAUACGAGCAAUCUUCUUACGCUAAUUUAAUAUUGACGGUAUUAGUUGCUAUCUUUGGUCUAUGGUUAGUUAUAUCAGAAAUACGAUAUGCUCUUCAAGAUCGAUAUACAUACAAGUUUGUACCAGAUAUAGACUACAAUUCUAAGUUACCUAUAAAUAUAGAUAUAACAGUCAAUUCUCCGUGUGACAGCAUCGGGGCAGACAUUGUCGACACAACUGGACAAAACAUGAUGUUGUUUGGAGAAAUUGAAGCUGACGAUACUUGGUGGACAAUGUCAGAAGAACAGCAAAAAAAUUUCGAUGCAAUGCGUUUAACCAACACGUAUUUGAGGGAGGAAUACCACUCGCUAAAUGAUAUAAUAUGGAAAAAAAAAGAUUACAUUGCGCCGAUAUUCGAUGCACAAAAAAACUUUGAUGAGGAGCGGAGAAGAUCACGAAAUCGCAACAUCGAGCCAGAUGCGUGUCGUUUACAUGGAUCGUUGAUUCUCAAUAAAGUGACUGGGAACUUUCAUAUUACUAGUGGAAAAUCUUUGUUAGUACCAGGCGGCCAUGUGCACCUCACGGGUCCGUUGUUUGGUCCAAUGCCGGGUAAUUUUUCUCAUCGCAUCAAUCAACUAUCGUUUGGUCCUAAAAGCAUCGGCAUAAUAAAUCCACUGGAAGGAGAAAUUCAAAUAACCCAUGACGAAUCAGUUGCCUAUCAUUAUUUCAUCGAUGUGGUAGCCACGGACAUCAAAGGACGGUCGAAAGAUAUAAAAACCUUUCAGUAUUCUGCAAAAGAUUUAAAACGAAUUUAUGGCAAAGAUGAUGAUCGCGGCAUGUCUGGAAUAUUUUUCAAGUAUGACAUAAACGCACUGAAAUUUGUUAUCGUGCAAGACCAAGUUACCUUUUUUCAUUUUAUCAUAGAAAUUGCUGCAUCCUUCGGUGGUGUUUUCCUCUUAUUCAAUUUACUCAAGAUCGUAUUAGAUAACAUCAUUAAAAAAUGGAAAACGAGUGAUGGAUCGGCUCACAGCAAACCAAACAUUAAACAAUAAAUAACUUUGUUUAUAAAAACGAUAUUGUACAUUAAUGAAUUUCACAUUUUUGUUAAUUGAAUUAUUUAAAUUUUCGUUUUAGUCAAUUUUUUUUUUUUUUUGUUAUUAAAUUUGCAACUUUUAUUGAAUAUUUUAUGUUUAAAGACUACCUACCUAUAAUGUUUACUAUUAA
Adelges cooleyi (spruce gall adelgid) is the source of this 1543-nucleotide messenger RNA. RefSeq names its product endoplasmic reticulum-Golgi intermediate compartment protein 2. The record is from RefSeq and is a predicted model, not a curated record. Lineage: Eukaryota; Metazoa; Arthropoda; Insecta; Hemiptera; Adelgidae. Gene Ontology annotation, biological process: endoplasmic reticulum to Golgi vesicle-mediated transport; retrograde vesicle-mediated transport, Golgi to endoplasmic reticulum. Bases 259 to 1371 code for a protein of 370 amino acids. Gene Ontology annotation, cellular component: COPII-coated ER to Golgi transport vesicle; membrane; endoplasmic reticulum. The transcript has 9 exons.